Molecule: messenger RNA, 919 nt
Organism: Schistocerca nitens (vagrant locust)
Lineage: Eukaryota; Metazoa; Arthropoda; Insecta; Orthoptera; Acrididae
Product: ly6/PLAUR domain-containing protein 6B-like
Exons: 5
Coding region: 1-525 (174 amino acids)
Molecular function (GO): acetylcholine receptor regulator activity
Source: RefSeq, a predicted model, not a curated record
AUGGAUGUGAUGUGCCGCGGGCUGGUGGUGGGCUGCUGGCUGAUGGUCGCCCUGGCGCAGCAGCGACUCGCCGCCGCUGUGACGCCCGCCCCGCACCAGCCCUCUCCUGCUCCGGGCGUGACGUGCUACACGUGCGUGAACGUGUCGGACAACCUGAUCUGCAACCAGUACGCCAUCGACCGGCCCUGUCCGCACGGGGACGAAUUCUGCCACACACUUCACGUAAUGGAUUCACAUGGAGAGAGUGUUGUCGUCAACAAGAAGUGCGCCAACGGAACCGAGUGCACGCCCCAGAGGGUCGGCUGUGUCGUGAUCGACGCGCAGAGGGUGUGCGUCUCCUGCUGUGACGAAAUGUACUGCAACGAGGCUGUUCCAACUAACCAUAGCACGGCUGUGUUCUCCAACACAAGAACCCGCUCAGCGGAGAAAGCUGUUGAGAAGAAUGUCAGCAACAGAUGCAGCGUGUGUGGGCUUCCCUUCUGUGACUUCAUCAUGGUAGCGCUGAUGCUGUAUCACAGUCUGUAAUACACAAAAUGGAACUUUAAAAAUUGGUGUUGAACCGCUAACUAUAUCAUGAAUACUGAAACGAAAUUUUGUUUCAAAGGAUUAUAUAAUUAUAAGACAAAAAUUAAAAAUUAACGUAAUUUGUGACCUCACUUACCAAAGGGAAGAUGUGACGUUUCAGUGUCAGCAGUUAACGGAAGACAGUAUUUCCUUUUAUAUCACAAAGUAUAAAAAUGAUAACUAUUGUCAGAACUGUCAUUCCAGAAUAAUUCGAAACAGAUGUUAUUAGACACUUCAUAAUUUUACCCCUUUUCUUCCGAACAUCGAGUCCGGUUAUAGCCUCCAUCACAUUAUUACAUUGACGUGCUGGGGAAAAAAGGCACCUUCGUGGAAUGACAAGAAUUGUAACACUUUA